Messenger RNA from Benincasa hispida (wax gourd), 1670 nucleotides. Its product is annotated as fatty acyl-CoA reductase 3-like. Gene Ontology annotation, biological process: suberin biosynthetic process; long-chain fatty-acyl-CoA metabolic process. Lineage: Eukaryota; Viridiplantae; Streptophyta; Magnoliopsida; Cucurbitales; Cucurbitaceae. The record is from RefSeq and is a predicted model, not a curated record. Gene Ontology annotation, cellular component: intracellular membrane-bounded organelle. Gene Ontology annotation, molecular function: alcohol-forming very long-chain fatty acyl-CoA reductase (NADP+) activity.
UGUGAAUAUAAACUACACUAAAUUUUCUCUCUUCAAUUCUCAUGGAAGAAUGUGGAAAUGCAAUUGGAUUUCUUGAGAAUAAGAGCAUCUUGAUCACUGGUUCCACUGGUUUUCUUGCAAAGAUUUUGGUGGAGAAAAUAUUGCGGAUUCAACCAAAUGUGAGAAAACUCUAUCUAUUGCUAAGGGCGGCGGAUGAAAUUAUAGCCAUGCAACGUUUCUGUAACGAGGUGAUGGAGAAGGAUUUGUUUCGAGUGUUGAAGAAGAAAUGGGGUGCAAAUCUGAAUACAUUUAUUUCAGAAAAAGUAUGUGUGGUUUCUAGUGAUAUCUCACUCUCACAUAUGGGUUUAAAAAAUUCAAUUUUGGUUGAAGAAAUAAAGCAUCAAGUACAAAUCAUCAUUAAUUUGGCUGCAACAACCAACUUCAAUGAAAGAUAUGAUGUAGCACUUGGCACCAACACCUUGGGAGCUAAACAUGUUGUAAACUUUGCAAAGCAGUGCCCUAAUUUUAAACUUCUUGUUCAUGUAUCCACUGCUUUUAUCUCAGGAGAAAGAGAAGGACUUAUCUUAGAAACCCCACAUAAAUUGGGAGAGUCUCUUAAUGGGACAGAAGGAUUAAACAUUGAAAUAGAACAAAAAGUAGUAGAAGAAAGAUUAAAGCAACUUAAAGACAUUGAAGCUUCUGAAAAAGUUGUAACAAUAGCCAUGAAAGACUUGGGCAUCCAAAGGGCUAAUAUGUUUGGAUGGCCUAAUACAUACACCUUUACAAAAGCAAUGGGUGAAAUGGUAAUUGAUGACCUAAAAGAUAAUCUACCUUUGAUCGUUAUACGACCCACUAUAGUUACGAGUACUUACAAAGAGCCUUUUCCUGGUUGGAUCGAAGGCGCCAGGACCAUCGAUAGCUUAAUUGUUGGAUAUGCUAAAGGAAAACUAACAUUCUUCUGUUGCGAUAUUAAUUCAAUCCUUGAUGUGAUCCCAGCAGAUUUGGUAGUGAAUACAAUUAUCAAGACGAUGACAGUGCAUAAACUCCAAAUAUGCAAUCAAAUAAUAUAUCAUGUGGGUUCUUCCAUAAGAAAUCCAAUGAAAAUGAGUGAUCUACGACGUUUCAUGUUUCAAUACUUUACUGAAAAACCAUGGAUUAAUGGAGAUGGAAAUGCCAUCAAGGCUAAGAAAGUCAAUGUCUUCAACAACUUGGAUAGCUUCCAUAGAUACAUCACCAUUCGCUACUUAUUUUUUCUCAAGGUUUUGGAAUGGGUAAACAAAGCAUUAUGUCACUCUUUUGAAGACAAGUAUAUUGAUCUUAAGAGGAAAUUAAGUUGGGUGAUGAGACUACUACAACUUUAUCGCCCAUAUCUCUUCUUCAAGGCCAGAUUUGAUGACACCAACUUUGAAAAAUUGGGAAGGCCUACACGAGACAAUGAAACAGAUAGAGAGACACUAUUUUUGGACCCAAAGGAUAUCAAUUGGGAAAACUACUUCGUCAAUGUUCACAUUCCUGGUCUCGUUAAAUAUGUCAUCAAAUGAUUCGAUUUAGAUCGAAAUGGGUAAUUUUAACACUUUGGACUAUUUUCUCUUGUCAUAAAAAAAAUUAAUAACCAUUGAUUUUUUUAUUAGAUCAAUCAUGACAAAGUGGAGAAUCGAAAAUUGAUUCUUUAUCUGAGUAAUGUCGAAGAA